UGAGUCUCAACAGCAACAGCUCCACGGGGCGCACCAAUUGCGCCAGAUCCAAAUACACAAUGGCCACAGACACAAUGGACAUCGACACCCACCGGGAGGUAAAUCUUGAAAAGGAGCGCAAGCGCAAGCACAAGAACAGAGACGACCCGUCUACGUCGAAGAAAAAGCGGAAACACGAGUCGAGCCUGGUCGCCGACGAGAGCAGUGCCAAGGCCGACAAGAAGAGCAGCAAAAAGUCCAAGAGCAAGGAAAAGAGCAGCAGCAGCAGCAGCAAGAAGCAUGGCGUUGCAGCGUCUGCCGCCGCGCCGAGCGCCACCUCCCCCUACGUCCUCACGACAGCGACCAUGUACCUGCCCCUCUCGCCCAUCUCGAUCUCGCCCACGCACGCUCUGGCGUCGCUGUGCGCAGAGCACCUCUCGCCGCUCCUCCUGACGUAUUACGCCCCGCUGCAGGGUAUCGUGCUGGCCUACUCGAACACCUCGAUCUCGAGCUCCCCGCCCUCCUCUUCGACGCCCUCUGAACCCGCCGACCCCAGCCCGCAGCCGCUGACGCUCGCCACCACGGCGGGCGAGUACGGCGUGCUCUACGUGUAUCUGACGGCCACGUUCUUGGUGUUCCGGCCCCAGCGCGGCCAGAUCCUCGAAGGAUGGGUGAACGUGCAGUCAGAGGGGUUCCUCGGCGCAGUCGUCCUGAACCUCUUCUCCGUGGGCAUCGAGCGGAAACGGCUCCCCUCGAACUGGAAGUGGGUUCCUCCCGGCGAGGAAUACGAAGAAGGAGAAGAGAGCACCGGCACCGCAGAGCCGCAGAAGGAUAAACCAGCUGCCGCCACAACCUCGGAAGACGAAGACUCGGAACCGUCCGCUGCGUUCGACGCCGAAAAGGAGCACUUCAACCCGGUGACUCUCGCGUCGGACUCGAACCCGCUCGCCGACGAAAUGAUGACAGAGGAGAAUGGGGACGCUGCCGGCGCCGGCGCGGACGACGACGCCGCCGCAGAGGGCUACUUCCAGUCCGUGUCUGGCCACCGCGUGCGUGGCACCGUGCGGUUCCGCGUCGUCGACAUCGACAUCAUCCCUGGCAGCGAGCGGGACCACGGAUUCAUGAGCAUCGAGGGCACGAUGCUGACCCCGGAGGAGGAGGCCAAGGUGCUGGAAGACGAGCGCAACGGUAUCCUCUCCACGACGUCGAGCAUGACCCCCAGCCGAGCAGCCACGCCAUCCAUGACUGGCGCUAUCACCGCCGUGGACUUUAACCCCCCGCCGGAGGAGAGCCCCAGCAAAGAGGCCAAGCCUGUGAAGGAGAAGAAGUCCAAGUCGAAGAAGAAGGAUAAGGAGAGGUGAUCUUCUUGAUAUUGCCUCUGGUUCAUGUUGCUAGCUUUUCUUUCUUUC
Messenger RNA from Aspergillus candidus, 1388 nucleotides. Its product is annotated as DNA-directed RNA polymerase I subunit RPA43. Lineage: Eukaryota; Fungi; Ascomycota; Eurotiomycetes; Eurotiales; Aspergillaceae. Gene Ontology annotation, cellular component: RNA polymerase I complex. Gene Ontology annotation, biological process: DNA-templated transcription initiation. The transcript has a single exon. The record is from RefSeq and is a predicted model, not a curated record. Bases 60 to 1340 code for a protein of 426 amino acids.